AGACCGGUCGCCAAGAGCCACGUCUAGUGGGAGAGGCCGGAGGGGAGGCAAAUCAAAGCCGGGGUCCUGGAAAGGAGAUAGAGGGGACCGAGAGCCGAGGGAGAAGAGCAGCCGGUGUCCCCGGUGACAGGCGUAAUCAAAGUGCAGUGUUAUGGUCUGCGAAUUGACUGGUGGAAGCCUUACCAGCACUAAUACAUUCAGCUUAUCUCAAAUGGAGAGGAACAGAACAUUAUAAACAUUGCAGGACUGUAACACUGAUAGUAUCACAUCUGAGAAGCUAGUGGUGAUCCGUAGCCAUGGACCCCCCAGCCACGUUCCAGGCGUGUUUAGAUUCUGUGCCUGGAAUUUAUAACUCUCAAGCGGAUAUUGCUGAUAGCAAAUCUGAAUCAAACACACCCCUGGCAGAGGGUAAAAUUAAUGAAACAAGUAUUAAUUCACAUAAACCAGCGAAGGAAGAUGGCAAUAUGAAGAGUAGCAGCUUGGGAGCUGAACGCCAGAAUGGGCCGGAGGCUUGUUACCCCGAAGAGACAUCACUGGAUUUCCUCAGCGGCCCCUGUGUCUCUGCAGUCCCUCCAGGUGUGGCUGGUUUCCAUGACAAGCUUUUGGAGUCUAGCACUGAGGGCCUAGUUCUUAGAAAAGAAGCUUUGCAGUCGCUGAAGCUAAGCCUUCACAUGCAGGAAACUGACCUGUGCACCAGAGAAACUUCCCUCCCGUUAGAGAGAGAGGAGCAGAUCCGCCUCCAAGCAAGGCGCCGGCUUGAGGAGCAAUUAAAGCAAUACCGAGUGAAGCACCAUCAGGAAAGAUCCAGUCAACCCAGUCCUAAAAGCCGUCCUUUCAGCACUUUGGAUCCUGAACUGAUGUUCAACCCAGAUAAUCUUCCCAGGGCCAGUACAGUUGCAAUGACUAAAGAAUAUUCAUUUUUGCGCACCAGUGUCCCACGUGGUCCAAAGUUGGGCAGUCUUGGCCUCCCUUCAUCUUCCAAAGAAAAGAAGUCCUCCAGGUCCUCAAAGUCUUCCAGUAAAAUACGUUCACUGGCAGACUACAGGAAAGAUGUGUCUGAACCUAGUGGUAAUAGUGUGGGAUAUUCCGAUUCAUCCCCAGGGUCCUUGAAAGAAAACAGGGGAAGCCUAACAUCAGUGGUGUCUGAAAUUACUGUUGAUAAGGGAGAGCGUUGGGAGAACUUGAGCUAUGACAACAGCUUAGAAUUGGAUGGAAGUGAUGUGGGGACAAAGCAUGAUGGGAAUGAGAGUGACAGCUCCACCUAUAGUAGUGUGUCUGCCAGUACAGGAGCUGUAUCUGAGAGAGCUUUCAAGAAAGAAGAGGACUACACUGUAAAUGGCCAGACUAUUGCAGCAGAAGAUGUAGGACAGUAUCCAUCCCUCAGUGAAGUAUUAAAAGCUGCUAGUGCUGAACAUCACGCUCAGGAGCCAGAGGUCAAUGGGGAGCCCAGGAGCCGAAGAGACAGCAUUUCAAGCAGUAUCUCUAUGGAAAGCUCCAUUGCUGGGACUCAUGAUGAACUUCUGCAAGUUCUCAAGGAGAAGAUGAGACUUGAGGGGCAGCUGGAGAGUUUGACUGCAGAAGCUAGUCAAGCUCUGAAAGAAAGGGCUGAGCUGCAGGCCCAGUUGGCAGCAGUAAACAUUAAACUCCAAGCUGAAGUGGAGGUCAGCCAGGCCAGUCAGCAGAAGCAAGACUCUUUGAACUCCGAAGUGAUCAGACUAAAGAAAUCCUGUCUAGACCUAGAAAGGGCCAUGGCAGAUCUACAGAGUAGCUUGGAGGCAAAGAAUGGCAGCUUGACUUCUUUGGGCAAUGACUUGCAAGUGGCAGAGGAGCAGUAUCAGCGGCUAAUGGGGAAAGUGGAAGAAUUGCAGAGGACAAUCAUCCAGAAAGAUAACACUGUCCAUGAUUUGCGCCAGCAGACUGCGUCACUGCAGUAUCAACUGCAGCAGGUGCAACUGGACCGCUCCGCACUGACCAACAAACUCAAGGCAUCGAGGACAGAAAUCUCCGCUCUGCAGCAGACUCGGGAUUGGUAUCAACAGCAACUUAGCCUGGCCCAAGAAGCCAGAGUGCGACUUCAAAGUGAAAUGGCGAACAUACAGGCUGGACAAAUGACCCAGACUGGAUUUUUGGAGCACCUUAAAAUAGAGAAUGUGACCCUCUCGCACCAGCUGACAGAGACUCAGCACAGGUCCAUAAAGGAAAAAGAGCGCAUAGCUGCACAACUCCAGAACAUUGAAGCUGACAUGUUGGACCAGGAAGCUGCAUUUCAUCAGAUACAAGAAGCAAAAAGCAUGGUGGAGGAGGAUCUCCAGAGGAAACUAGAGGAGUUUGAGGAGGAGAAAGAGCAAUUGCAGAAGCUAGCAGAUUCAGCUAGUGCUUUAGAACGUGAUCUUGAGCAGGCACAGCUAAAUUUGCAUCAAAAGGACCUGCAGCUUGAAGCUCUUCAGCAUGAACACCUGGAUAUACUAAAGCAGCUUACACUCGCCCAAGAGACUCUUAACACCAAAGACCAGUCAUUGAGUGACCUGCAAAUGCGAUAUGAUGAGCUGGAGGGCAGAUUGGAGGAGCUUCGGAAUGAUAGUUUGGCAAAAGAUGACACCAUCCAGUACCUCCAGAACCAAAAGAUUGUCCUAGAAGUGGCCUUGCAGGCAGCGAAGAUGGAGCAGGAAGAAAUAGAUCAAGGAGCUAAAAACUUGGAAGAAGGAACAGAAGCUGCAGCACAACUCUUGGACAAACUGCGACAGGAGCUUGCCGUCAGGUCAGGCCAGGUGGAAAGUCUGCAACAGGAAAAUGCCAGUAUGAAGAAACAAACCCAAAAAGUGAAGGAGCAAUUUCUGCAGCAGAAAGUAAUGGUUGAAGCAUAUCGUAGAGAUGCCAGCUCCAAGGACCAACUAAUUAGCGAACUGAAGAAUACCAAAAAGAAGUUGGAUUCCGAGGUGAAAGAACUGAGAAAGGAGCUUCUGAAGAUACAAGGUGAAAAGUCAGCAGGGGAGGUAGAACAGGCGCGGAUAAAGAAAGAGAUGAUUCAAAUCCAACAACAGAUAGAAGAGCUUGAAUCCCAUCUCCAAGCUGCACAGAAUGACAGGGAUGAAAUGGAACACCGUUUACAGUCCCUGCACUUUGACAGAGAACAGUUAACGGCUCUAACAAAAGAAAAUGCUACAUUGCGAGAGCAAGUGGAGCAGAUGCAAAAUGAGGCUAAAAAGGCGAUUACAGAGCAGAAACAGCGGAUGAAGAGGCUGGGCUCCGAUCUGACCAGUGCGCAAAAGGAGAUGAAGGUUAAACACAAGGCGUACGAGAAUGCUGUGGGGAUCCUGAGCCGCCGACUACAGGAAGCACUGACUGCAAAAGAAACUGCAGAGGCCGAGCUAAACAAACUUAAAGCUCAGGUCACAGAGGGAGGAGAUACGCAAGCCUUUCAGGAAAAGAUCAACAGCCUACAGACUGAGCUAGAGGCCAUUAGCAACAGUAAGGCCUUGCUGGAACGGGAGCUCCAGGAGGUCAUAUCUUUAACCAGUCAGGAGCUGGAGGAGUACAGGGAGAAGGUCUUAGAGCUGGAGGAUGAGCUCCAGGAAUCACGUGGCUAUAAGCGGAAGAUUAAACGCCUGGAAGAGCUAAAUAAGAAAGUGACGUUGGAACUCGAACAUGAACGUGGGAAGCUGACUGGCCUUGGCCAGUCUAAUGCCGCCUUGCGUGAGCACAAUAACAUCCUAGAGGCUGCUCUGGCAAAGCGAGAGGCAGAUCUGGUGCAAUUGAACCUACAGGUACAAGCUGUUCUUAAACGCAAAGAAGAAGAAGACCGCCAAAUGAAAGACUUGGUACAGACAUUGCAGGAUGCUUUGGAGAGAGAAAGAUUGAAAGUUAGCAGUUUAGUGGAGCAGGUAGCAGCAGCCAAGGCCGAAGCAGGUCACAAUCGGCGGCGCUACAGGGCAGCCGCUAUGGAGCUGAGUGAAGUGAAGAAGGAGCUACAGGCCAAGGAGCAGCUGGUUCUAGCUCUGCAAGCUGAAGCUGAAAAACUGCAGUCACAGGAUGAGAAACAGUCUGAGGAGCUGGCACAGUUCCAGCAAGAGUUGGCUGAAGCUCGCUCACAGCUUGUGCUCAUGCAGAAGGAACUGGAUGAACAGUUGAAUAAGAAACCAGAAUUCAGCCAGGAGGUGGAAGACCUUAAGUGGGAGGUGGAGCAGAAGGAUCGUGAGAUUCAGUCUUUGAAGCAGCAAUUAGAUUUGAAUGAGCAGCGCAGCAACAGAGAACUGGAGAAUGUCCAGACAUUAUUACAGAACUUGAAAUCCGAACUAGAGGUUGUGAAAGAUGAUCUUACAAUGACCCAGAAGGACAAGUUUGUCCUUCAGGCAAAACUAACAGAACUGAAGAACAGCAUGAAGACUCUGCUUCAGCAAAACCAACAAUUAAAACUGGACCUCAGACAAAGCCGCGUUAAAAAGAGGAAGGAUCUGAAAGGAAAUGUCACAUCUUCCAACCCUGUGACUCCAGUGAAGGUUCCAGACUGCCCUGUACCGGCAUCACUGUUAGAGGAGCUGCUGAAACCUUCAUCCGCAACCAGCAAAGAGCCUCUAAAAAACCUCAACAGCUGUCUACGCCAACUCAAAGAGGAAAUGGACAGCCUUCAGCGACAGAUGGAACAGCACACAAUUACGGUACAUGAAUCUAUGGAAUCCUGGAAUCAAAUUGAAGGGGGGCUACAGGAUUUCACAGUGCCCGGUGCCCAAAUAUUGACCGAUCCAAGCUUCCCCCUGAAUGACGAGAACUCUGAUGAGCCUGACCCCAGGAGAGCACAGCAGUAAUCCCUCUCUCUCUGCUAGUAUUUCCGUGCGUUUCCUUUUUUAAGGUCUUUUAAAGUAGAUGCACAGCACAAAAGGACACUGCUAUGCCUAAUUAAUGCUUAUACGGUUUUAUGGUUGAAGAAAAGCAUGCUUCCAAAAUAAAAUCCUGGAUUCAAAUUCGACAGUUUGCUCCGGUAAAAAAGGCUGAGAUCCUGGGCCUCAAGUGAAUAUGGUGUGAGUGUAGUUACAGACGGAACAUAAUAUGUAUCUGAUGAACUUUGAUUCUUUAUUUUCCCCUUAAAAUGAAAUAUCAGAUCAUCUUUCUUUUCUCUAUAGUAAGACUUAGUGUUACUAUAAAAAACAUGCCUUGUGCCAACACCUUCACCUUCUAUGGAUCAUCACCCCAGAUGAAAUAAACAAACGUAUCAUUAAGACAGCGCUGGGCGAGCUGGUGAGGCCUCAAAAGCUCAGCCCAGCUCAAGAUGAAAGUGUAUACAACACUUUAUCCCCUUCUGGCAUUGGGUCCUUGUUUGCUGUCUGAGGUGCAUGAGUACCUGUGUCUACGGAGGUGGGCUAGCUAGGUGUGGAGCAGGUAGCCAAACUGGGGCCUGACUCAAUGCCCCACUACUGUCAGUGCACUCUCCUUUAUGAAAGAUUUCAUAGUUCACAAUUUCAAAUGGCAAACCUAGUCAUAUCUUACUGGUCUGUCCUGGUAUGAAGAAUAAAUAUGGUUCAGCAAUGAUUAAAGUGUUUAUACCCUUUAUGCAGGAAAACCCCUCAAUUGACCCUGCAUUGUUUUUUAGAUUGACUAUGGUGUUGCCUUGAUGGCUUGUGCAGACAUAACCUUUUGUUUCACAAAAGAACACAGGGCCUUACGUAAUGCAUAAUUAAAAAGUGAGAUAAUUAUGCAGGGACAACUUGAUCCGUUCGGCAGCUCACCAGGACUGGUCUUCUAUCAUGGACACUUUAGUGAAGUGAACUGAAAUGCUAUACUUCCCUUAAAAAGCUCUAGUUUCAGUCAGUAUAAUGGAGGUUGUAAUUUUUAUGCCACCUUUGGUUAUUUCUUUUAGUUGUUAAUGAUGUAGAUACGAGUACACAUUUUUU
This is a messenger RNA of Spea bombifrons (plains spadefoot toad), 5885 nucleotides long. RefSeq names its product golgin A3 (gene GOLGA3). NCBI's taxonomy places the organism in Eukaryota, Metazoa, Chordata, Amphibia, Anura, Pelobatidae. The record is from RefSeq and is a predicted model, not a curated record. The transcript has 24 exons. The coding region runs from base 297 to 4802 and encodes 1501 amino acids.